Messenger RNA from Odocoileus virginianus texanus, 1312 nucleotides. NCBI's taxonomy places the organism in Eukaryota, Metazoa, Chordata, Mammalia, Artiodactyla, Cervidae. The record is from RefSeq and is a predicted model, not a curated record.
AUGUCAGCCCGGGCCCCCGCUGGUCUAAGCGGUGGCGGCCCAGGAAGCCGACCCGGUGUCAGUCACUUGACCCAGUCGCGUAGCCGGUGGCCCCCUUCCUUCUCGAAAUCCGCAAAGAAAGAUUCGCCCCAGCAAAUCUACGGAAACAGGGAGAGGGACUGUCAACGUUGGAAGACGCACACAAGCCCUUUUCCUACACCUGCUGGUCGUCGCCCAGAGCAAACCGCCUCCAGACUCAAGCAUCCGGAAAACAAAACAAGACGCCCGGCGCGGCACUCACGCACUUUCCGGCACGCCGCAGCCGGCGCCGUCCGGAAGAACCCCAGCGCGACUACGCUAACCCAGACGCGGGGACCUCCGCAGCGGCCCUGGGGCCCAGUGGGUGGGGCUUGUCGUCCUGACAACGCGGCAGCGUUGGUCCACACAACCCAGAGAUCACACUUGGCCGACUACAGAGGUCGUGUAUGCCUCAGCAUGGCUCCCAAAGCAAAAAAGUCUGGCAGUAAGAAAAAGAAAAUCACCAAAGCUGACCGGUUGAGGCAGAUACAAGAGGAAGAAGAGAAACGACAAAAAGAGGAAGAGGAGGCACGUGUGAAAUAUGAAAAAGAAGAAAUGGAAAGACUUGAAAUACAACGAAUUGAGAAUGAAAAAUUGCAAAAACUUGAAGCAAAAGAUCUAGAAAGGAGAAAUGAAGAGCUUGAAGAACUUUAUUUAUUAGAAGCAUGUUUUCCUGAAGCAGAGAAAUUGAAACGAGAUGAUAGAUUCCUUUCCCAGUGGAAACACUACAUUCAAUGUGAUGGGAGUCCUGAUCCUUCAGUAGCCCAAGAAAUGAAUACUUUUAUUACCUUGUGGAAAGAGGAAGCCAAUGAAACUUUAGAGGAAGUGAUUGAGAAGAGUAAACUAGUGCUAAAUGAUUCUAUUGAUAAAUACUCUCAGAGAUAUCUUCCUCAGCUGUGUCCAGUAGAGGAAUAAGCCCAUCAAAGGUAUUCUUUGUUUCUGUUGAAAUGACCUCUAGCAUUUCUUUUUGGUUCUUUCUUGGGAUUUCCAUCUUUCAGUUUUACAUCACCCAUCUAAUUCUUGCAUGCUGUCUACUUUAUCCAUUAGAACCCAUAGCACAUUAAUCACAGGUGUUUUAAGUUCCUGUUCUGAUCAUUAAAUCCUACCAUGUCUGUCUGGUUCUACCAUGUCUGGUUCUGAUGCUUGCUUUAUCUUUUCAAAUUGUGGUUUUUGCCUUUUGGUAUACCUUGUAAUUUUUUCUUGAUAGCCAGAUAUGAUGUACUGGGUAAAAAGAACUGUUGUAAAUAAGCCUUGU